CAAAUUAAAAAUGGUGGUUGGUCCUUCUUACCUAAAGACCUUGCCAUCUUCUUCCUUAAGCUCCAUGAAAAUCAAAAGUCUAAUCCACACCCUUGUCUAUGCUCAGGUCUGUCGUCUAAUUCGAGCAUUUUCAAAAGCAAAGUCUACUUUCACUCAAAUCUGUAAACAAAACAAGCCUCUAAGAUACUUGAUUUCCAACUCAAAUACCACAAAACACAAGUACAAGCACAAGAAGCUCUUCUUUGGUUCAUUUAGGCUGCACUAUAAUUGGUGUUCUUCCCAUGUUACACCGGUUCCUGCUCCGGUACUAGAAGGGUGCACCGCAACCAGGGAUUCAAUGAUUUCAGCUGAGCAAUGUGAGGAGGAUACUGUGGAGUCUGAGCUUUCAGGUUACCUUCAAUGGCUAGAAGAAAAGAAGGCUAAUGGGAAUUCCACGGCUGAGGCGGAUCUCAAUGAGAUUGAUAAGCUAGCAGAAAUGUUUAUAGCCCAUUGUCAUGAAAAGUUUAUGUUGGAGAAGCAAGAGUCUUACAGGAGAUUCCAGGAAAUGAUGGCUAGAAGCAUGUGAAUGUUUUUUUUCCUUCUUAAUUAUUAGCUAAUAAAUCUUCUUUGUUCUCCUUAGCCUAAGCUUUUGCUGAAUGCGACUUACAUUGAUGGGUAAGUGAUUUAAAUUACAGUUGCGGUUACAUUGUAUUUAUCGUAAUUGUGGUAAUAGUGGAUGUUAUUACGGUCAAUGCAGGUAUCACUGUCGUACAAUAACAAUUUUGGACGAUACCUUUACCACUAUGUAAGCUGUUUAAAUCUAUGAUGGGAUUAGAGAAAGUGUCAUUGAGAGAUGGGAGGGUUUUUCUUUUCCUUUUUGUUCCUUUGAUAUCCUUGUAAAACUUUUCCUUUUUGUUCUUCCCUUGUAUUGUGGUGAUUUUGUUUCCACUUUCCGCUUCCAAUGUUAUAUAUAAUUAGUGGGAGUAAUUUCAAGAUUGACAAGCCCUCUUUUGUUACGUACAAGGAAACAAAUUCAGUAAAAAAAAAUUGCAGAUUUCUGUGAUCUCUUUCU
This is a messenger RNA of Hibiscus syriacus, 1051 nucleotides long. RefSeq lists its product as uncharacterized. NCBI's taxonomy places the organism in Eukaryota, Viridiplantae, Streptophyta, Magnoliopsida, Malvales, Malvaceae. The transcript is spliced from 2 exons. The coding region runs from base 11 to 565 and encodes 184 amino acids. The record is from RefSeq and is a predicted model, not a curated record.